GGACCAUCCUGGACCAUCCUGGAUCAUCCUACAGGCCAAGCAGAUGAGCUGCAGCAUCCGACUAUCCGAUUCGAAGGAGCAUAUGUGCGGGUUCUGAGAUUGACUAUCUACUUAUGUCCGCUCGUUAAAGCUGUGUGCGGAGCUUCUCCAACAGCAAGCGGAAAUGACGGCCAGCGAGGAGGCAUCCUCCCCCGCCACGCGCGCGAGGAAGAUCCGAAAGGUGACCCGCGCCUGCGAUGCCUGCAAGGCCAAAAAGAAGGCUUGUACGGGAAAUAUCCCCUGUGGUCCCUGCUCCCGCCGUCACUUGGCGUGCACCUACGACUCCGCCUACAAUCGGGGUGUGGCGCUCAGCCCUCCUCCCUCAUCAUCGCGUCCCAAGAACCAUCGCCCUCUGCGGGAGCACGGCAGCUCACGCAGCAAUCCAGAUCAGGCUCCAGGUGUGAUCCAGCCCCUGCAGUCUCCCUCUGUCCUUCGCUCCGUUACCGAGCAUUCCCAGCCAGGCCUGCAGAGCAGCCCUGCAUCGGGGCCAGGUACACUCCCCGAGACUUCUAUCCUCGAUGCAUCUGUUCGACGAGGCUCAGUAGACGGGACCGGUCAGUACUGGGGUCCGAGCUCAGCACAUUCAUUUCUGGGCAGGGUCGUGGAGGACUUGCAUGCCAGUCCCUCCAAGACUAUUGCCCCGGCACAGGAUCUCGAUGCCUCAGCAACCGUUUCCAUCUUCUCCUACGGUGAUCGUGUAGUUCCCGAGGUUCAGUUAUCAGAUUUUGUCUGGCCAAGCCAGGCCAAAGCCAAAAGCUUGAUCCGCCGAUAUUUCGAGUUUGCAGCACCAACAUAUCGCGUGCUUCAUCAACCUACGCUUCACACCCUGGUCCAGCGCUUGUACCAGGAGAAUUCAGAGGGCAACCGGAUCGGCAGCCAGCUCGAUGUAGCAUCCCAAGCCGUCUUGCUCUUACUCUUGAGUACUGCAGCCAUGUUCCGCGUUGAUGAGGACGGUCGAAUGAGAGAUGCCGACGAGGAUGGCUGGCGCAACAGCGAGCUUUACUACACGCAGGCAGAGCAUCUGCUGUCGCUCGAGACGGGUGCCCCUACUCUAGCCUCGGUGCAAGCUCGUUUUUUGAUGGUGCUUUAUCUGCUGAGCUCCUCUCGAGCCCAGAAGGCGUGGUUCGUGUUUGGCACAACAGUCCAGCUGAUGAUGGCCCUUGGGUUGCACAAUCGAUGGGCGAGGAGGCACCAUGAGGAAGAGGAGGAUCUGGUGAAGCAGGAGUGUCAACGGCGCCUUGUAUGGUGCUCUUACACUCUGGACAAGUAUCUCAGUGUGAUCCUUGGUCGACCGCGACUGUGGCAUGAUGAAGACUUGGACGAAGAUCUUCCCACGCGCGUCAAUGACGAAGACCUAACAACGCGGGAAAGGAGGCUGUCGAGACAUGACUGUGUGAUGGAUGCGCCAGUCUUUCAUGCGACUUUGGCACAAAUUCUCACCCAGGCGGCCAAGGAACCUUACGUUCUCUCGGGCCUCUCCGAUCGGACGGAGGUUGAGAUUAUUCGAGGCCUGUGUGGCAAGGUCGCGAAAUGGCAAGCGGAACUGCCUCCUUUUCUCUCAGGGAUCAUCCAACCCAGUACUUUGGUUCCGGUGUUUCGGCGCCAGUUGACAGUUCUGCAGCUGGCUCGUCAUCAUGCAUUGAUGUUCAUCACGCGGCCUCUCCUAUUAUUGGAUUAUGGGCAAAUGUGGCCUGAACACCGAAGCAGUUACCGAUACCAUCUGCAUCUUUGUCUUACCGCAGCGCGAGAAGCCAUAGAAUUGAUACUUAGCUUCGUGCGUGAGGAUGAAUUGUUCCCAGCAUUUUGGUACUCACAGUAUAUUGCAUUCAAUGCUUUAUCAAUCAUCUAUCUAUACCUGAUCCAGGUCAGACGCAACCGUCUGCCUUCUGCUGGUCUCGACUGUGUCCGGAGCCCGGAACACACUUUGCAUGCAGAUUUGGAUGAACCCACGCUCUACAGACUGUCCGAGACGGCAGUGACACACCUCGCCGACGCAACAGCUCGCAACGCCCCUUCUUGGAAAUACAGUGUCAUCUUGCAGGGUUUGCGACACGAGCUGGCCCGCCUCGUCUCCCCAAUAGACACUGGCGACGCUCAACCUACCGAGCCGAAUGAGCUAUCUCAUCCAGUUUCCGAACGGAGCCCUCGUUUGACCGAACACAGAGGUGAGAUGGGUCGCCGUGAGCAGCAGGCAGAAGGCACCGCGGUGAGGGAUUAUGACCCUGACCCUAAUAUGUUGCCGACUAUAUUCUCUGGACUGGACCCCGCUAUUGAUCCAGGGCUGCUCGAUCCCAGGACACAGUCCCUCUUGGACACUUUCAUCAUGGGCGAAAACGUGGUGCUCGAUUUCUGGCCACAGCUAGAAAGCCUGCCUAUCUCAUACCCCGGCUGA
Molecule: messenger RNA, 2431 nt
Organism: Aspergillus vadensis CBS 113365
Lineage: Eukaryota; Fungi; Ascomycota; Eurotiomycetes; Eurotiales; Aspergillaceae
Product: C6 transcription factor
Exons: 2
Coding region: 164-2431 (755 amino acids)
Biological process (GO): DNA-templated transcription; positive regulation of transcription by RNA polymerase II
Cellular component (GO): nucleus
Molecular function (GO): sequence-specific DNA binding; zinc ion binding; DNA-binding transcription factor activity, RNA polymerase II-specific
Source: RefSeq, a predicted model, not a curated record